This is a messenger RNA of Malaclemys terrapin pileata, 677 nucleotides long. RefSeq names its product peptide YY-like. The record is from RefSeq and is a predicted model, not a curated record. The transcript is spliced from 4 exons. Gene Ontology annotation, cellular component: extracellular region. Bases 276 to 569 code for a protein of 97 amino acids. Gene Ontology annotation, molecular function: neuropeptide Y receptor binding; neuropeptide hormone activity. NCBI's taxonomy places the organism in Eukaryota, Metazoa, Chordata, Testudines, Emydidae. Gene Ontology annotation, biological process: neuropeptide signaling pathway; feeding behavior.
UCAGCCCAGUGCCCCCUCCCUUGGCAUGGCCCCUGCUCUCCUUGGGGAGGCACCAGGAGUGGCUGAUGGCAGCACAUUGAUCAGCGAAUGCUGGGGGGGGGGAGAGGGUGAGGGAGGAGCCUUCCUCCUUCCUUACUUCCCCAAGCCAGCAAGGCUAUAAAGCGCAGGCAGAACCGUACGAGCAGCAAGAGGGACUGGAAGCUCCCGGUUCUCCCAUCGCAUCCGGCUGACGCCCGCAGCUCUCUCCACCUCCUGCACCCCGACGCCUGCCCACGAUGGUCGCCUCUGUGAAGCUCUGGCCCAUGCUGGUUGCCGUGACCCUCUGUGUGCUGUUCUGCUUGGGGGCGCUGGUGGAGGCCUACCCCCCGAAACCAGAGAACCCCGGAGACGACGCCUCCCCGGAAGAAAUGGCCAAAUACUUCUCCGCCCUGCGGCAUUACAUUAACCUAGUGACAAGGCAGCGGUACGGGAAGAGAUCCAGCCCAGAGGCCCUGAUGUCCGAGCUGAUCUUCGGGGACAGCAGCGACCACACCGGCAGAUCGCGGUACGAGGACUCCUACCUAUGGUGACGGGCUGCCCCCUCCCCGCCCCCCACGGCCUCUUUUUAAAUGUUCCCAAGUCUUCUGGUGUCAUUUGCGUUUUUAAUUGAGCCCUGAGGAGCUGGAAAUCUCUCUGCA